AUGGCGUCAACACCAGCACAGUCCGUCGCAAGCGCAAGUCGCACCGACAAACCCUCUCUACCACAACCUUCGUCGCAUCAGCUCUCUAAAAGGCAGCAGUACGACACCCUUCUACACGCAGAGACUGGCGCUUCUUCCAGCACUACCUCGUUAGGCGCACCUUCGUCCCAUCCUUCGUAUCCCGCCGUAGCGCCAUUAUGUCGACGAUAUCCCACUCAAGCACCAGCCAUCUUUCAAGCGUACAUUGACCUCAAAAAUGGCGCUGCUGCCUGGGACCUCGUCGAAGCCCUAGCACUAUCCACACAUCCGACACCAGACACAGAGGCGUCCGCUGAGACCGCCAGAAGAGACCUCGCCGACAUCAGUGACGCAGAAGCUCAAGACCUCAUCAGCUCAAAACUGCAAGCGCUCAAAACAGGGACCGCCAGACUGGGUCUCGUCGCAUCCACCAACAAUCAAGACGAAGCGCAAGAACUGCUCCAGGCCGGCAUAGCAGCCAUCAAGGGACGUCGCAAAGAUGCCAAAGCCCACGAGUUUGUCGUCCCGCUCACCAUCACCCAGCACCUUCGACCGUCUCAAAUUGACGCCAUCUUUACCCUCGUCGAAGCCCACGCGGCAGCUUGCCCAGGCGAAGACGUCGACACCUCGCGCGUGAUGCUCGCCAUCAUUGCGCCCGACUCGACACUUGUAUACUAUCAGAUCUCCAAGGGCAUGGUCAAGCCCAUCAAUUGA
Messenger RNA from Kalmanozyma brasiliensis GHG001, 732 nucleotides. RefSeq names its product tRNA-splicing endonuclease subunit Sen15. Lineage: Eukaryota; Fungi; Basidiomycota; Ustilaginomycetes; Ustilaginales. The record is from RefSeq and is a predicted model, not a curated record. Gene Ontology annotation, biological process: tRNA-type intron splice site recognition and cleavage; tRNA splicing, via endonucleolytic cleavage and ligation. The transcript has a single exon. The coding region runs from base 1 to 732 and encodes 243 amino acids. Gene Ontology annotation, cellular component: tRNA-intron endonuclease complex. Gene Ontology annotation, molecular function: nucleic acid binding.